Molecule: messenger RNA, 2692 nt
Organism: Haliotis rubra (blacklip abalone)
Lineage: Eukaryota; Metazoa; Mollusca; Gastropoda; Lepetellida; Haliotidae
Product: cell wall protein DAN4-like
Exons: 4
Coding region: 106-1875 (589 amino acids)
Source: RefSeq, a predicted model, not a curated record
ACAGUUACUUGUUGAGACUGGCCAGCCGGGGAGACCUGCCAGACCAUCUUACAGUUACUUGUUGAGACUGGCCAGCCGGGGAGACCUACCAGACCAUGUCACACUAUGGCACUGCUGAUUACCUGUUUCCUUCUUCUGCUGUUGUAUACAGGUACCCAGUGUUCCGACUGCCCGCCAUCCGGCUGGGGAUGUGGGGCCACGGCCUGCUUCUACAUCUACACAUGCCACAACAGCUUCUCGGGGGCCACACAGGCGUGUACACAGCAAGGACUGACGCUUGCAUCGGUUGCUUCUAAUCAGGAGCGGCAGUUUCUGAGGGAUGUCAUCGACAGUGUGGCCCCUUCCGACAACCUGUUCUGGCUGGGAGGUAUGCGAGAGACCAUCUCUGAUGAGUUCUCUUGGCUAGAUGGUUCCCCGUUCCCCUUCACGGAUGAGACCAGCAAAUUGUCCGACCUCUGCCUCAGGUACAAAGGCAUCACGUUUAACGACUUUGAAUCCAAUCAGUGCAGCCAGUGGCACCAGUACGUUUGCAGGAAUGGAACGGGGGAUAUGCCACCAGCAACUACGACGACUACCGCUACAACAACACAGAUGACAAGUAUGAUGACCCCAGACUCAACUUCAACAACACCGACGACAAGUGUUGCAACAGCCACUACGACGACAACGCCGAUGACAAGUAUGUCGACAACAGCUACCACUACGACAGCGGAGACGGCAAGUAUGACAACAGCCACCACAACAGGGUCACCUGCAGAGACAACAACUGCUGCAACAACCACUACGACAGCGGAGACGGCAAGUAUGACAACAGCCACCACAACAGGAUCACCUAUAGAGACAACAACUGCUGCAACAACAAACAACCCUGUGACAACUGAAACAUCACCAACAACGGCAACACAACAGAUAACAACACUAACACAGCCGACAACGUCAACACAACCCACAAUACUAACGACAUCAAAAGCACAACCGACCACGCAGCCGACAACAACAUUGGCACAACCGACAUCUGGAACACAACCGACAACAACAUUGGCACAACCGCCAUCUGGAACACAGCCGACAACCACAGUGGCACAACCGCCAUCUGGAACACAACCGACCACGCAGCCGACAACAUUGGCACAACCGACAUCUGGAACACAAACGACCUCAGUAGAACAAUGGACGACAGUAACAUGGAAUACCACAAUGGAAGAUCCGGCGUCCUCAACAGAGGAAACUACAUCAGCAAACACAACGACAUCAAACUCGAACGUAACCACAGCAGAAUCAUCAACACUAGGUUAUUCUCCACAAGAUGUUUCACGGGAAAUAACGAGUACUGAGUUUGGCGAAAUACCAAAUUCAGGAACUACUGCAAGAAAUACAGCAACAAGUUCGGGGGCAUCUGGGGUCAUUUUGGGAACUUCAGUAUCCGAGACACCAACUUCGGACAACGUCAGCAAUGGAAGUGUUCAGUCAUCAAAUCAGUCGCCGGGCAACCAGGGGACGGAGCCGACAAUCGCGCCUACUUCUACAAGCGCCCCCAAUGCCAGUGCGUACCAGUCGACGGUGGUUUCAAGGUGCGAGUGUUGCGCUGCGUGGAGAGAGUUCCUAAACAGGAACUUGACAUCAGGCACAUUCAGACUCGAUGACCUCCUGGUUUACAAGAAGAAGAAGUUACGCACAGUAGAUGACACGCGUAUCUCGGCACGUAGCAUUGGCGGCAGUGCUGUUUCACUGUUGGUGAUCAGCUUUCUCACAAUUGUCGUGUUAGACGCCGGUAAGCUCUUUCAUGACUUCAGGCGGAUGUACAAACAUUUAAGAGAGGCAUUUCGUCCCCAAAAUGUGAUAGACAUUCAAACCAAUCGCGUGGAUGAUGCAUAAUUGUGUAUGUAACAUUCAAAGAUUCUGUAUCAUCACAAAAUGUACACUACGAUGAACGAGACAAUAUAUUUUAUUGAAUAUUUUGGGCACCAUUCUGACAAGCGCAUAACUAUGUAUAUAAUAUAUUUUCUGUUAUCAGCGUAGCAUGUAAAUAUUGCACAAGAAUCGUAUGUAUAACAGUUUCAGAUGCUAUACAGGUUGUACAGGGAACAUACCGAUCUAGCUGGCCGAGCUGCUUCAUAUAGGAGAGGUCAUAAUGUAGGAUCAUUCGGGUCAAUAGGUAUUCACGUACAACUCCUCCUCCACCCCGUCUUCUCCUUCCACCCAGGGCACACGGUGAUUAUACAACCAAUAAUAGAUCGAACCAGAACAUAUCUUGGGCGAGGAGGACAUACAUUAUUUUCAUACUAUGGAAGUAUGUCGAUAAGGGAUUUUUGAUAGACAGAACACAUUCAAAACGUACGUUCGUUUCCGUAAAAACGGAGGUAGCAAUAUUUUUUCCAAAACACUUUUGGAACCUUAAGCAAGUGCACCAAACAAGUUUAUUGUGCGUAAAAUAACUUUCCCCCGGCUUCAUGGGCUUACUUCUAGAAAAGAUUAUCUUUGGCAACAAAAAUCUGAACUUUUAUUUUAGAAAUGUAGUUUCUUCCACCCCCAUUUGUUGUGUAAUGAAGUCAUGGUAUAGAUUUGCCCUGAACUAUAUAACAGCAAACCGAAACAUCAGUCUCAUUAACCUAGACAACAGCCUAUUUUCCAGCCGAUCCGAAUUUUGUCGUGUGAAAGUGAAAAUAGACAUCACAAACAACUAUGGUUACAC